AUGUUACCCGCAACGUUUUCUACAAAGGACAUGUCGGAGUCUGUGCCCAUCAGCUACGCCCUGCUGCUGCUGCCGCCGAAGAAGGAACUCCGCAAGAAGGGCUACACGAUGGCCGGGCUGCCAGCCAGCGUCAGCCAACAUCUGCGCAGCACCCGCACACAGUCGAAUGUGCAGGGCGGUAGUGUCAGCAGUGCACGCGAUCACGCCCUCGCACGGUGGACCACACACGCACUCCCAAAAGGCGCCACCUACCGCGAUGCUUUAGACGCCGUGGAGGACGCCAAUCGCACGCAGUGGGGAUUUCUCAAGGGACGCAUUCAAUUCGCAACGGGCGGCUUUGACACGUACGCACGGCGGAACCCCAACGACGCGGCAACCCUCGCGUGUGUGGGAACAUAUGAUCCAAAUUCCGUUUUCCGCGGGGUAACGGCAGCGGCGGCGAUGGAGAGUCGCACACGACUACUGCCACGAUUGCGGCCGCUUGUGAAUGAGCAUGGACAUUAUACACAAUCACAGUCGCAGUCGCAAUCCUCCUCUGCCAAGACGCUUCCACGUACAUUUGCACCGCAGGUAUUGUACGCCUCCUGUCCACCGCCGGUGCUUUCACAGGCUGGAUAUGACUUUACACCAAUGAGUCACAUUUCAUUUCUGCUGCGGCCGAGUGAACCCUCAACGGGGGCGCGGGAUGUACGCAGUGACUUUGUGCCAAUGCGCAGCAGUGAUUAUCGUCCGCGUGCGUAUAAUCGCGGCACCGCGGGUGGACGACACUGUCACUGUGCGGAGGUGUAUCAGGUCGGUGACUACACCAUGGAUCUCGCACGGGAUGCCAACACCAUCAAUCAACGCAACUGCACCGUAAAGCACUCCCUCACACGCACUGGCACAGUGAAGCCAAACAGCACCAUUGUGGGUCGUCGACACGCCAAGGCACCCGCCUUCCCAUGUGAACAUCAAGGAAGCGCCGUAAAGGAAACCACAAGGGCAACUGCCAUGGAGAGUAUGGAGGCAGAUCGUAUGGCAAGUGAAGAGAAGGAUGGCAACGGCGAACGGCGUCUCCCGCGUGAGACGGAGAAUAGAGAUACAGUGGAUGAAGCGGUGCCUGUUGAAAAGCGUUCUGUGCGAUUUAAUGAGACACCAGCAUCUAUGGCUUAG
Molecule: messenger RNA, 1152 nt
Organism: Trypanosoma theileri
Lineage: Eukaryota; Euglenozoa; Kinetoplastea; Trypanosomatida; Trypanosomatidae
Exons: 1
Coding region: 1-1152 (383 amino acids)
Source: RefSeq, a predicted model, not a curated record